This is a messenger RNA of Phalaenopsis equestris, 6303 nucleotides long. RefSeq names its product putative callose synthase 8. The coding region runs from base 312 to 6092 and encodes 1926 amino acids. Gene Ontology annotation, molecular function: 1,3-beta-D-glucan synthase activity. Gene Ontology annotation, cellular component: 1,3-beta-D-glucan synthase complex; plasma membrane. Lineage: Eukaryota; Viridiplantae; Streptophyta; Magnoliopsida; Asparagales; Orchidaceae. The transcript is spliced from 41 exons. Gene Ontology annotation, biological process: (1->3)-beta-D-glucan biosynthetic process. The record is from RefSeq and is a predicted model, not a curated record.
UCUGACAGUUUAUGGUUAAGCUUCGAAAGUUUCUGACUUCCCUGCUGCUUCUCCCUCCUCUUUCCAGCUCUCAGAGUUUCCAUCCUCCUCCUUCCUCAUGACAAUGGCGAUAUUAGCUUAAAGGAAAAGGCGAGAUCCCAAAAGUUCAAAGGCAAACCACGCCCCCUAUCUACCCAAAAGCGAAAGCUCAGCCCCCGAAAAGCAGCACCGAUAAGAAAAAGAAAGAAAAGUUAAGGAGCAAAGAUGGGGAGACUCAAAAAGGCAUGGGGGAUCGGAGGUAGAAAUACCCGGAAGGCCUGCGAGCCCUCGCCAUGGAAUCCAGAUUGCGAAUCGUCCAAGCAAUGGAGGAGAUCGUGCCCGAGGGUUCCUCCCAGCCAUCUCAGUGGCGGUUGAGAGCUGCACGCCACUCGCCGGAGCCAUUUGACAGCGAGAAGCUACCACCCAUUCUGGUUUCCGAGAUUCGGCGCUUCCUUCGGGUUGCUAAUGAGUUAGAGAGGGAGUCUCCUCGAGCUGCCUACCUCUGUCGUUUCCAUGCAUUCGAAAAAAUUCAUACGAUGGAUCAAAAUUCUAGCGGGCGUGGUGUUCGACAGCUCAAAACUUCUCUUCUUCAGCGCCUUGAGCGGGAUGAAGAGGUCACCAAAUUACUUCGACUGCAAAAAAGCGAUGCUCGUGAACUGGAAUAUCUAUAUCUAAAGAAGAAGUCUGAAAAUGCACUUGAAAUUGCUUUUGUUCUCAUGGAAGUUCUGAAGGCAGUUUCAUUUACUGAUGGUCAUGAGCAGUUUCUUCCGGCUGGUGGGGACAUCAAGGAAAAAUCAGAAUCAUAUAGUCCAUACAACAUUCUUCCCUUUGAUUCUGGUGAUAGCCAAAACGCUAUAAUGCUUCUUCCAGAGAUUGAAGCUUCUAUUUCGGCUAUUCGCAAUGUUAGAGGCCUUCCAAGUAUAGAGAACAGCUGUGAAACUGGGCUUCCUUUGGAUUUACUUUACUGGCUGCAGAACUUGUUUGGCUUUCAGACUGGAAGUGUUUCCAAUCAGCGGGAACAUUUGGUUUUACUGCUUGCUAAUAUGCAUGUUAGGCAAAAUCCAAAACCUGCACUGGCCACAAAGCUUGAUGAUAGAGCUGUGGACGAGCUUAUGGGAAAACUCUUUAGAAAUUAUAGGAACUGGUGCAAAUUUUUGGGUCGUAAAUGUAACUUCUGGUUACCAUCAGUAAAGCAGGAAAUACAGCAACAUAAAAUUUUAUACAUUGCUCUCUAUCUUCUAAUCUGGGGAGAGGCUUCUAAUUUGCGGUUGAUGCCAGAAUGUCUGUGUUACAUUUUUCAUCAUAUGGCAUAUGAGUUAUAUGGAGUGCUAUCUAGUGCUGUUAGCUUAAAUACUGGAAAGAAGGUAGUCCCAGCUUAUGGUGGACAAAAUGAAUCAUUUUUGCGAAAUGUUGUCACCCCAAUUUACAAAGUUAUCUAUGAGGAAGCUCAGAAGAACAAAAAUGGUGUUUCGGAUCAUUCAAAAUGGAGAAAUUAUGAUGAUUUGAAUGAGUUUUUCUGGUCGACUAAUUGUUUUAAGCUUGGCUGGCCCUUGCGUCUUGAAAAUGAUUUCUUUUGCACAUCAUUUUCUUCAAAGCAAAUUAGUACCUCUAAGGAGUCUCCAAAUGAAACUUGUGAAUGGAAGUGGUUGGGGAAGACAAAUUUUGUAGAAGUUCGUUCAUUCUGGCACCUUUUCAGAAGCUUUGAUCGGUUAUGGACAUUUCUUUUAUUAGCUCUCCAGAUGAUGACUAUCAUGGCAUGGCAUGAAUUGGAGACACCUCUGGAACUAUUUGAUCCAGAAGUUUUUGAUGGCAUUAUGAGCAUCUUUGUGACUAAUGCAAUUCUUAGAUUCCUGCAAGUGGUUAUCGAUAUUUCAUUGAUGUGGGGAGCAAGGCAAAACAUGGAGUUCAGUCAGAGAUUAAGAUAUCUAAUUAAGUUUUUAGUUGCGUUAAUAUGGGCUAUCACUCUUCCCGUCUCUUAUGCUACAUCUCAAGGAAGUUCUGUAUGUUCCACCAUGCAAUUCCAGAGUGAUGCUGGCAACUUCUGCAUAUCACUAUAUCUGAUUUUUGUUUUGAUAUACCUUAUAAGCAACUUUAUCGGGGUUGCUUUAUUUUUUGUGCCUGCUGUCACGCACUACAUCGAGACAUCCAGUUGGCUGGCUUGUAGUAUUAUAUCAUGGUGGACUCAGUCUCAUUUAUAUGUCGGCCGAGGGAUGCAAGAAGCCCAAGUAUCCCUUCUAAAGUACACCAUAUUCUGGGUGAUUUUAUUGUCAUGCAAAUUAUUGUUUAGCUACCAUUUUCAGAUAAAACCUCUUAUUGAACCAACAAAGCAUAUUAUGAAAGUUAGUAUAAAUACUUAUGAUUGGCAUGAGUUUUUCCCAGAAGUUCAAAACAAUGCUGGUGCAAUUCUUGCUGUUUGGGCCCCAAUACUUCUUGUCUAUGUUAUGGACACACAGAUUUGGUAUUCUAUUUUCUGUGCAAUAUUUGGAGGAGUCUGUGGUAUUGUCCGUCAUCUUGGUGAGAUUCGAACGGCUGGAAUGGUCAGGAGCCGUUUUUAUUCAUUCCCAUCCAUGUUCAAUGGUUCCUUUGUCGCUCAUCCAUCACAAAAGAAAAAGGGGAGCAUCUUCAAAGAUAUCCUGAAGAACAAAGUUUGCAAGAGUACAGAAGCUGAGAGAGACGAGCUUCCGAAGUUUGCUCAUGUUUGGAAUCAGAUUAUUGCUAAUUUCAGAUCUGAGGACUUGAUUAGUAACAGAGAGAUGGACAUGAUGAUCAUGCCACUUUCAUCCAAGUUUGGUGGGACCUCAGCACGAUGGCCCUUAUUUCUUUUAGCCAUGAAGUUUUCUUCUGCUGUGAACAUGGCGAGAGAUUAUGUUGGGAAGCACGAGAAGCUUUCUAGAAAAAUUAAAAAAGACAAGUACAUGUUCUAUGCCAUCAAGGAGUGCUAUGAUACCUUAAAGAAUGUCUUCAAUUUUCUUGUCGUUGGAGACCUAGACAAAAGGGUCUUACGUGCACUUUUUGAUGACAUUGAAACAAGCAUUAGAAAUUCCAGCACCCCAAUUGAUUUCAAGCUGGCUGAGUUGCCUGUUUUGAUUGAGAAAGUUAUCAAAAUGGUAGAGAUACUGGUAACUGUAUUUGAAAAUAACCAAACUCGUCUAGAUGCACUGAUCAUUUCAUUCCAAGGUUUCCUUGAAUUUAUCAUCAAUGAUAUGAUGGUUGAAGGUGGCAGGAUACUGGAUAUUAUUGAUUCAUCCUACGGGCAAGAGAGGGGUGGGGAUGUUUCCCUCAUGCAACAUGUAUCACACAUGUUUAAAUCAGAUUCUAGGGGGUUUAUUGUUCCUUUCUCCCAGUCAGAUGAAGGAACUAGAAACUCUGUUCUACGUUUCCCACUGCCAGAUAAAGGACCUUUAAAAGACCAGCAGAUCAAACGUUUAUUUCUGAUGCUUACUGUCAAAGAAGCUGCUUUAGAUAUUCCCGCCAACUUAGAGGUCCGAAGACGCAUCUCUUUCUUUGCAACUUCUCUUUUCAUGGAUAUGCCUCCUGCUCCUAAAGUUCGCAACAUGUUGUCUCUCAGUAUAAUGACUCCAUACUUCUUGGAGGAGGUUAAAUUUUCGGAGGAUGAACUGCGUUUAAGUCAAGAUGGUGGUGCGUCCAUCCUCUAUUAUAUGCAGAAGAUAUAUCCAGAUGAGUGGAAGAACCUUUUGGAACGAUUCAACUAUAACAUAACAGAUGACGACACUCGAUGUUGGGCUUCUUUCCGUGGACAAACAUUGAGCCGAACAGUAAGGGGAAUGAUGUAUUAUAGGAAAGCAUUGAAAUUACAAGCAUUUCUGGACAUAUGUAGCAAUCAAGAUAUUGCCAAAGGAUGUAUUGCCAUUGAAAGAGAUAAAAAUCAGAAAAACAGUCAAAAUUCGCUGGCAGCAAAGCUUGAUGCAUUAAUUGACAUGAAAUUCACAUACAUCAUCUCUUGUCAGAUGUUUGGAUUACAAAAAGCAGCGGGGGAUUCUCAUGCGCAAGAUAUUAUUGAUUUGAUGUCAAGGUAUCCAUCACUACGUGUGGCCUACAUUGAAGAAAAGGAAGAAAUUGUAGAUGGCAAGCCUCACAAGGUUUAUUCUUCAGUUUUAAUAAAAGCUGUGAAUAAUUUAGACCAGGAGGUAUAUCGCAUCAAGCUUCCAGGUCCACCAAUCAUCGGAGAAGGUAAACCUGAGAAUCAAAAUCAUGCAAUCAUCUUUACUCGAGGGGAAGCUCUACAAGCAAUUGACAUGAAUCAGGAUAACAAUUUUGAAGAAGCCUAUAAGAUGAGAAACCUUCUGCAAGAGUUUAUUAGGCAUUCAGGCCAACCACAUCCAACUAUACUUGGCCUUAGAGAACACAUAUUCACAGGAAGUAUAUCUUCCCUUGCUGGUUUCAUGUCCUACCAAGAAACUAGCUUUGUAACUAUUGGGCAGCGGUUCUUAGCAAAUCCUCUUCGAGUACGGUUUCACUAUGGACAUCCGGACCUAUUUGACAGGAUAUUUCAUAUAACACAAGGUGGCAUAAGUAAAGCUUCAAAGACUAUCAAUUUGAGCGAGGGUGUAUUUUCUGGAUUUAACUCUAUUCUACGUCAGGGUCAUGUAACUUACCAUGAAUACAUGCAAGUUGGAAAAGGCCGUGAUGUUGGGCUCAACCAGAUAUCCAAAUUUGAAGCAAAACUAGCAAAUGGAAAUGGUGAACAAACUCUUAGCCGCGACAUUUAUCGCCUUGGGCAUCGCUUUGAUUUCUUCCGGUUGCUUUCAUUUUAUUUCACUACUGUGGGAUACUAUUUUAACAACCUAAUAUCAGUCUUUGUUGUAUAUGUCUUCCUAUAUGGACGGCUAUAUCUUGUUUUAAGUGGAGUGGAAAGGGCACUUAUUAUCGACGCUCGACUGCAGCACAUUAAAUCUUUAGAAACUGUACUUGCAACUCAGUCUUUCCUCCAGCUAGGUCUUCUUACUGGAUUACCAAUGGUGAUGGAACUCGGUCUUGAGAAGGGAUUUUUAUCAGCCAUGAGCAAUUUUAUUCUCAUGCAACUGCAACUUGCUGCUUCUUUUUUCACAUUUUCCCUCGGAACAAAAGCUCACCAUUUUGGUCGAACCAUCCUUCAUGGCGGUGCCAAAUAUAGACCAACUGGUUGUAAGUUCGUAGUUUUCCACGCAGGGUUCACAGAGAAUUAUCAAUUAUACUCUCGCAGCCACUUUGUCAAAGGAAUCGAAUUGAUCUUCCUCUUGUCAGUUUAUAAUUUAUUUAGCAUGUCUUACGAGAGCAGCAUAGCACACAUGAUGAUCACAUACUCCACAUGGUUCAUGGCCAUAAACUGGCUAUUCGUUCCCUUUCUUUUCAAUCCUUCUGGGUUCGCUUGGCGGAUGAUUGUUGAGGACUGGGCUGAUUGGAACAAGUGGAUGAACAAUGUCGGCGGCAUCGGCGUGCAACCAGAGAAGUGCUGGGAAUCGUGGUGGAAUACCGAGAAUGCUCAUCUUCGUCAUUCUGGACUGUGCUCUAGAAUUAUUGAAAUACUACUGUGCCUUCGUUUCUUCAUCUAUCAAUAUGGGUUGGUCUAUCACCUUGACAUAUCUCAGAAGAACAAAAACAUUGUUGUUUACAUGUUAUCAUGGUUUGUAAUACUUGCUGUAUUCUUACUAGUUAAGAUAGUUGGUGAGGGAAGUCGACGACUCAGCACAAAUUACCAUCUCAUUUAUCGGUUUCUGAAACUGCUUAUAUUUCUAUCUGUGCUUGCCGGCAUAUUCACCAUGUUGUGCGUUUGUCGGCUCUCCGUGAUGGAUCUAGUGAUAUGUUGCCUUGCAUUUCUUCCAACCGGCUGGGGAUUGUUGUCUGUAGCACAGACUUUACGACCGAAGAUCGAGGAAUAUGGAGUAUGGGAGCCAGUAAAAGUUGUUGCUCAAGCCUAUGAUUAUGGAAUGGGUGGUUUGCUUUUUAUACCCAUUGCAGUGCUCGCAUGGAUGCCAUUGAUUUCAACAAUCCAAACUCGAGUUCUUUUUAACCAGGCCUUUACCAGGCAAUUGCAGAUUCAUCCAAUUCUUUAUGGAAAGAACAGGAACAGGUGAUUUGUAAUCUUGGACCGGUAUGGUUCGAUCGCAAUGUUAAAUUGAAAGGAUUUCAUUUUCUAUAGUUUGAUGUAUAGGUUUUAUGUAAUUGCAAAUGCAUAUAACUGUUUGCAAUCCAAUAUUAAACCUUAUAUUAUUUUUCUUUGAUUUAUGUCACUUUGAAAUAUUCAUUAUGUAGUUUUUUAAGUCAUAAGAAGUAAAUAUUUAUGGA